CCCACCCAACUAUUUAUACUAAAAUGAAGAAGUUUAAUUAAUGACUUUUUUUUUUCAUUUUAAAGAUUCAAAUCGAUAAUCAUUGAAAUUAUCAACAGUUUUGAUUGAUAAUGAACAAUUUCAUUUGAAGAAAGACUUUAUACUGCAUCAAAUGAAGCUGCUGAUUCAUAAAUGUUAUAUUUAAAAUUUCGUAAUUGCUUAAUAGGUUUAGAGUGACACAUAUUUUGAGUAGAGAUUCGUGAUUUUUCUGAUUUUUUUCUUCAUUUUAUCAAAUAAGUUGUUUUGCUUCUCAAAGUUCAGUUCUAUUGCAGCAUAAGAUGAGUCUAUGGUUAUUCAUUCGGAAAAUGUCUAUUAGCUCUUUCACAAUUUAAAAUAGACUCUUCAUCAAUGCAAAAAUCUGAAUAUAUGAAAGAUUGAAUUCGAAAAUAGUUUUUUUGUAUUUGAAGACAAUUAAUCUAAUUUGAACAAAAGAAAAAUAUUUUGUAAACUAUCGAAGAAUCUAACUCUAUUUUUCAGUUAACAAUAUUCAAUCAAUCUAUAUUAUCAGUUGAAAACGACAUUGGAUUUUUGCAAUAUUUAAAAUGAAUUGUUUGAGAUCAUCACAAAUAAUAUCUGUAAAAAAGAGAGUUCAUUUUUCAAAUCAACACUAGUUUCUUGUAAAUAGUAGAUCUAUCCGAAUGUUUGUCGAACUGAAUUGUUUCUUGCAUCAAAUAUCUCAUUGAAUUUUUUGUUCUGUGUUGUUCGAACAAACUCAUUUCUCGUCUUAGCUUCGUUCAGUCUUGUUUAAUAUUUUUUCGAUCUUUAUUGAUAAGUUAAUCUGCUACUGAUAUGAUCAUUUCUGAUGACAUAUUGUAAAUUGAAUUUUUCUAUCGUAUCUUAAGUAAACAUCAUUGAAAUAAUCUAUAUUGGAGUCAAGUCAAAUUAAAAUAUCAUAUAUAAUAAAUGCUUCAUUUAAAAAAAACAAGAAAAUGAUUCUUUUUCUUACAAAAUGAAAGACUAUUAGAAGAACUUAUAAUAAAAUUCGAAAUAAUAAAUCUUGAAAGUUACUAUUAUAGACAAGUUAAUUCUUAAAGAUAGACUAGAGAUUUUCUGUAGAUAGCUCAGAUUAUGAAAUUUUAUCUUCUUAAUUAUUGAUUUAGUCAUAAUGUUCUGAAGAACGCUCACAAAAAACUACUUAAUUCCGGAUCGACUGACAAAAAUUUGCUCGUAAUAGUUACUGAGAUUGAUUCAGCCUUAUCUAUACACAAGAUAUUGAUCUUACAGAUAGUCUUUCUAAUCUGUCGCUGGUUAAUAGACAUGCAUUUCAAUCCUUUGUAAUACUUUGACUCAGCUUUGGAUUACAACAUAAGAAAUAAUGUUUUUGUCUAAUAUUAAACUAAACUGUAUCGCGUUUUUCAUGUUAAUCCUUUAGAUUUUUUUCUGAAAAAUUUUUAAUCAAAAUCUAAUUAUUUAGAUGGUCAAUUAUUGAGUAAUUCAACAACAAAUACAACUCGUCAUAUUCAUCGAUUAUCAUCAACAACAAUUGAAAAUAAUUCUAAUGAUGAAAUAAUAAAUAAAGUUGUACAUGAUUUUGAAACAAAAAUUUAA
Rotaria sp. Silwood1 is the source of this 1587-nucleotide messenger RNA. The record is from the annotation of a GenBank genome assembly. Lineage: Eukaryota; Metazoa; Rotifera; Eurotatoria; Philodinida; Philodinidae.